Messenger RNA from Diospyros lotus (date-plum), 1576 nucleotides. RefSeq lists its product as uncharacterized. The transcript has a single exon. Lineage: Eukaryota; Viridiplantae; Streptophyta; Magnoliopsida; Ericales; Ebenaceae. The record is from RefSeq and is a predicted model, not a curated record. The coding region runs from base 121 to 1308 and encodes 395 amino acids.
GCGAUUAUUGAUCAAAAGUCGAGCCGCCUUUAAUCUUGUCUUCAUUCAUAAGGCAAGAACGCAAUCAAGCAUAGUUUUCUAAUCUCAACAUUCGUAGCCGGAGAUAGAGAGACGUCGGAGAUGUACGUGACAAGGCCGCUGUCACUGUACCGGAACUUCCCCGACGCUCGUUCGGAGCAACCGCCGCCGGAUCCAUGUUCGGGCUAUCUAAUUGUUACAGACGAAGAAGCAGAUGAAAGAGACUACUUCUGCUGGGGUCUAUGCAAGAAGAAGAAAAUCUCGAAGCUGCCGCUUCCUCAAGACCGGAUUCUAAAGGUGGUUCACUUGUCGGAACACGACGACCCGUCGGAGACGAAGCUUUGGUUUAUCCCGGUUCUAGAUCAGCCACUGUCUUCCAACCGCUACUACGCCAUCAGAGCCUCUGGCAAGUACAAGGGCUACGCAAUCACAUGUUCGAGGGAAGACGAUGUAGCCGGAUGCUGCUUUCCUGACGUCGUACGAGAUCUAAGGCCAAAGCAGUUCAAUCACAGGGACAUAUACCAACAGUUUGAGAUUCGCCGCCAUUGCAAGGGCGGCGGAUUCUACGCCGAGUCCGUCGCCGGAGAUGGCUUUCCCCCGAAAUUCCUGAGGAGAAAAGGAUGGGAGCUCUACAUCUCCACUUCGCUGCAGCUGAGAGAAGCUCGAGGCCUCAACACCCGUGCCCAAAUGCAGCUCCCCGGACGGAACUUUCCAGCGUAUUACAAGUGUUCUCCUCCGGUAGUCGUGGCAAAAUGGUACUGCCCGUUCGUGUUCGUAAAGGACCAAUUAGGCAACGUGGAUCGAGAAGAAGCGAGAAAAUCUAUGGUGUACGAGAUGACGCUUGAGCAGUGGUGGGAAGAGAUAUAUUCAUGUGAAAAUGAAAGCAAUGGAGGUAAUACUGUGAAUGCGAGUGCAGUUGUGCAGAGGGAAUCGGUUCUGGUUUGUGGGGUUGAAGCUGUAAGAGGCUAUGGAGAUGUUGACGAUGAUGGGUUGGUUUGGUUUAGGGUCGAAGGUCAUGGUCGGUGGCCGGCGAGACGUGGAGAGGCUUUGGGUCUGAGUUCGGCGGUGGUUGAGAAGAUGAAGUGGGUGGAGGAGACAAGACGGGGGGGCGGCGGAGGGGAAAAAGAGGUGAGGGUGCAGAUUGUGGAAGAGGCCGCAAGCGGCGGAGCGUGGAAGAAGUUUGGCUGCUAUGUGUUGGUGGAGAGCUUUGUCUUGAGGCGAAUGGAUGGACUUGUGAUGUUAAGUUGCAAGUUUAGGCAUGUCCACAGGACCAUAUGUAAAUGGGAGUGAAGCUGAGUAAAGCAGAGACACAAUAUCAGAAUUAGCAGUCCUUCAGAUAAUUCAUGAUGAAGUGUGAUUUUAAUAUUAGAAUUCACGUCGUAAUUAUUAUAAGAAAUUAAUCUUCGCAUUGCAUGCCUUGGGCUUUGUGUUCUAUAUGUUCUUGCAAUCAAGUGCUACAAUUGUAGCAUGACUCAUAUAUAAUGGUAUAAGAUGUAUUUAUACUCUCUUGUUACCAUACUAACUCUUGCAAUUAUGAUAAGGCCUUUCUUAUUUUAUU